This is a messenger RNA of Polypterus senegalus (gray bichir), 2092 nucleotides long. Its product is annotated as albumin 1-like. NCBI's taxonomy places the organism in Eukaryota, Metazoa, Chordata, Cladistia, Polypteriformes, Polypteridae. The record is from RefSeq and is a predicted model, not a curated record. The transcript is spliced from 15 exons. Gene Ontology annotation, biological process: transport. The coding region runs from base 61 to 1881 and encodes 606 amino acids. Gene Ontology annotation, cellular component: blood microparticle; cytoplasm.
UACACUUUUUGCAUGAGGGCACUUGUCAGUUGCAUCUUUUGACAACUCACCCUUUCAGCAAUGAAGUGGGCCACUUUAAUUUCAUUUGCAAUUCUGAUCUCAGCUCACUGUGGGAAGUCAGACAGAAAUCGAGUAUGUGAAAAUUUCUCAGACAUAAAAGAAGAAGGAUUUAAAGCUUUCAUUCUAGUUGCUCUUUGCCAGAACCUUCCACAGAGUGGCUUUGAAGAAGUUGUUUUACUCGCGUUGGAGAUUACAGCUGCUGCAGGUGCCUGCUGUGGAGAGAACCCAUCUCCAGACUGCUUUAAAAAUGAAAUUGUGCUUUCACAAAGUGUAAUUUGUGCAUCCAAUGAGAUAGCUAACAAAAACCAUGUUCAAGACUGCUGUGCCAAAGCUGGAGAUGAAAGACAUCAGUGCUUCCUUGAACAUAAAAGAAGCAUUCCAAAGAAGAAGGAAGUGCAAAAAAUGUAUUCAGGAAAGGAAAAAUGUGAAACCUUCAAAAACAACAGACUGACAUAUGCAGGACUAUUUAUUUAUAGUUUCUCCAGAAUGCAUGUUAUGAUGCACCCAUUUAACAUCCUUGUCUUUGCCGGGAAAAUUGGUGCUUUGGCAGAAGAGUGUUGUGCACAGGAGGAGAAUUUAGACACUUGCUUUUAUGAGAAGGGUAGACCAGUUCGAAAUUACAUCGCUAGCGUUACUGCUCAGUCACAGUCCGUAUGUGCAAUCAGCAAAAAAUAUGGAGAACGAGUUAUCAAAGCAAAAAAAGUAGCUCAGUCCAGCCAAAAGCUGCCACAAGCCACAGCAGAUGAAAUUGCAGAAAUCAGCCAAAAUAUAACAUCCUCUAUUUUCACAUGCUGUUCUGGUGAUUCAUUCAAGUGCACAAAAAAAAUGAAACAAUUAAUAGAAGACAGUUGUGCGCGUGAUGAUAUCAUCUCAAGAACCAAACACCUGGCACAGUGCUGUAAGCUUUCAAUACUGGAAAAGGGAUACUGCAUUGAAAAUAUGGAACCUGAUGAGAAACCAGCAGACCUCUCAGAAAAAGUAGAAAGCUACAUUAAAGAUGCAGAUGUCUGUGAUAAAUUUGCUGCAGGGAAGGAUUUAUUCAUUGGCGGAUUCCUUUAUGAAUAUUCAAGAAGACACCCAGAAUUAUCUAGUCAGAUGCUUCUAAGGAUAGCCAAGGGUUAUGAAGACGAACUGACAAAAUGCUGUGCAACUGAGAAUCCUCCAGAAUGUUACGGAAAAGCAGAUGAAAAACUUCAUGCUGCCGUGCAAGACAAUCUAAGUCACUUUCAGAAAAUGUGUGCUAUUGUCAAUACGGAAGGAUUAGCAGCAUAUGUGAAGCUCAUGGUUAUCCGGUACACAAGCAUUAUGCCCACAGCAAGCUUUGAAGGAAUAAGGACAAUAACAUACAGAAUGGGUGAAAUUAUGCAAGAGUGCUGUGCAAAGGACCAAAGUAAACUAAUGCCAUGUGCAGAGGAGAAACUGAGCGAUUUGCUUGAUGAGACCUGUGCUGAAAAUGACCCUGCUACUAUAAACAAGAAUGUUGAAGCCUGCUGCAAUGAUUUCUAUUCACACAGACGGCUCUGCUUCCUUGACAUGAAACCAGACACAGAAUCGGCACCUCCAGAAUUCUCAGCUGAGUCAUUCCCUAUUACUGAGGCUGUUUGUACAAUGUCAGAUCAAGAUUCCCUGACAGCAUCGGUAAAACUUUUAUAUGAAGUUGUAAGAUUAAAGCCAACAAUAACAAUGGAACAAAUCAAGACUCUGACUGAUGGCUACAAUGCCUUGAAGGCUAAAUGUUGUGCAGUAGAGAGCAACCAACAAUGCUUUGAAACCGAGAGAGCAGCUUUCAUCAAUACAAGCAAAGACCUUCUCACUGCAUAAGGACAAAGUUUCUAGACAGAAGAUCACACUGGAGUGUUUUCUUGGUAUCUAGGAGAUAGAAAAGAUUUCACCAUUAUGUCAGUAAUACAAUUCAAGAGAAUCCUUACUAAACUGUCAGAAAUACAGAUAGUAUCAGAUCAUGUGUUGUGUUUACACCAGUGCUCAUAUAUGCUGAAAGAAAUGUAAACAAUAAAAAGCACAAACAAUAAAA